UAUUGUUAUAUUAUGAACUUUGUAGCUUUUCAGGAGCUCAUAAAACAAUAAAUUUCUAUUAAAACAUCAAUACAUACACUCUCUCCUUUCCUUAAUCUAUUCCUUUUCUUUCUUUUUAUACAAUCCUUUCUCCCUCCCUCCCUCCCCCAAUGAGCUCACCAAGAAAAUCUCUUAAGCGUAAAUUUACAAUGAAAACUGUACGAUUUGCCUCAGAAGUCACUGUUCUGGAAACAUACUCUGCUGAUGAAUAUGAUCGCUCUGACAUUUUUUCGACUCCUGUGCUUUAUAAAUUAAACCCGACCAUCAAACCACCUCAAUUGACUCUCGAGAUUUUGCCUCAUCUUGUCAAAGACGAAGACAUGAUGUCUAGUCCAGAAAACAGUCCAAACACUCCACCCAUCUUAUCCAUGACUGACCAUUACUUUGGACAAAAGAAAAGAAAGAAAUUACAACGACCUAAGCUUACUAUAGACACCAACAUUUGCUCAGAUCCUUUAUUUUUCACUUGUUUAUCGACAAACUACAAAAACGAUACCUCGAGCACUGAUGAUUUUCUAGUGCCUACCAUUCUGUAAAAUGUAUCAAAAUAAAAUGUAACACAAGUGUUACAACAGAUUUAUAUUUUUAAUUGAAUUAUUUAUUUUUAUACAAUAAAAACAUGUUAUAUUCUAGGAUUUGUU
This is a messenger RNA of Gilbertella persicaria, 680 nucleotides long. RefSeq lists its product as uncharacterized. Bases 150 to 575 code for a protein of 141 amino acids. The transcript has a single exon. The record is from RefSeq and is a predicted model, not a curated record. NCBI's taxonomy places the organism in Eukaryota, Fungi, Mucoromycota, Mucoromycetes, Mucorales, Choanephoraceae.